CGUUCCGUUCCGGCUUUUACACCGUCCCCCACCCAGCUGUAGGGAUAAGUUUCGGUUCCUUCCCUUCACACUAAUUUAGUCCAGGAAAAAGAGCGUUUGUGCCGGGCCUCUAUGCUUCUUGUCUUUUACCAUCUCAAGCAAACCGCGGCUGGAAGCCCUGCGAGAGAGUCCAGGCGAGAAAAUGGCGAGCAGCGCCCGCUUCACCUUCCCUGUGGAAGGCAACGGGGGUUUGCCGCGCUACGAGGAGCACAAGGAGGAGCGUGUGAUGGCGAUGGUCGGUGUUACGGACCCGUCGGCUGGAUCUACCGUGAUCCACAUGCACCAAAGCCAGGUCUAUGUGACGCCGCCCCGCGACCACUUCCUCUGGUCCAUCUGCAGCAUGCUGUACUUCAACUUUUGCUGCCUCGGGUUCAUGGCUCUGGUCUUUUCCAUUAAGGCAAGAGAUCGCAAAGUGGUUGGUGACUACAGUGGAGCUACCAGCUAUGGUUCUACUGCCCAGUGCCUCAACAUCACAGCCCUGUGCCUGUCCCUCCUGACUCUUGUCCUUGGCAUCAUCCUCCUGGUAGUAUUAUGCUAGUCUGCAGAUUCCUGGAGGAAAUUAGGAAGGCUAUUGAGAACUAUUCCUCAAAGUGAUUUUUCCUUUAAAACAGUUGACCACCUUUCCCCCUCCCCUUACUUCUCAGGCCUUCCCUUCAAGUCACUUCCUGAUGUGGUGGUGGUCUUUUGCUUUCCAUGGACACCAGUCUGUAGUUUGUCAAAGGGUAGCCUUUACCUGAAGAGUCUACUAUGGUACUUCCAGUGAUGCCAAGAUGGAGCUGAUAACUGUUGAUUUCAAGAGUUGUCAAGCUGUGAAGUGUGUAUUUCAGAGGGUUUUUUUAAUGUUCCACAAAGCCCUAGUGCCUCUUCUGACCUCUUUGAGUUAUUUUUCUACCUACUAUAACCAGCCAACUUCCUCUUUUACCGGUGCACAUGGCAACCCACCUCAUGCUCCUGAUGCAAAGAAGACAAACACUCUAGUUGUUACCUUUUUUCUAUUUCUUUGUAAUGAGAGGUGCCUGUCGAGCUUGGUUUCGUCAGCUCCAAUACGUUUAUUUUAAAAUAUAUGAAAAAAAACUCCAA
Rhineura floridana is the source of this 1119-nucleotide messenger RNA. RefSeq names its product interferon-induced transmembrane protein 1-like. Gene Ontology annotation, biological process: response to interferon-beta; host-mediated suppression of symbiont invasion; type I interferon-mediated signaling pathway. The transcript has 2 exons. Lineage: Eukaryota; Metazoa; Chordata; Lepidosauria; Squamata; Rhineuridae. The record is from RefSeq and is a predicted model, not a curated record. The coding region runs from base 182 to 577 and encodes 131 amino acids. Gene Ontology annotation, cellular component: plasma membrane.